Molecule: messenger RNA, 2376 nt
Organism: Bacillus rossius redtenbacheri
Lineage: Eukaryota; Metazoa; Arthropoda; Insecta; Phasmatodea; Bacillidae
Product: hemicentin-2-like
Exons: 9
Coding region: 115-1116 (333 amino acids)
Biological process (GO): synapse organization
Cellular component (GO): neuron projection membrane
Source: RefSeq, a predicted model, not a curated record
GGCGGGUUGCCGGCAGGCGGAGCGCGGCGUGUGACCCCCCUCCCGGCAUGCGCGGCGAGUCCAGUCGUCGACCCCCGUCCGGCCGCUGAUGAGGUGACAGCCACACCGAGGAGCAUGGUACAGCCCUUAUGCUUGCUUCUAGCGGCUGCUGAGUUACUCAUCCUGGCUACCAACUCGCACUCCACAGACGGACACGCGCCGGCCCGCAACUCGUCCGGCGCGCUGCACCCAGACGCCAGCUCGUACCUGCAGGAGCUGGCCGGCUACUGGCCCUACAACGACUCCUUCCAGCUGUCCAGGUUCCAGGAGUUCGACCACACGCACUUCGACGACUCGCGCGAGGAGCACGCCGCCAGCACGGAGCCCUACCCGGCGGCCAGGCCCGUCGCCGAGCCCGAGUUCGACGGCGCCGUGUCGACCCACGUGACUGCGCAGCUGGGUGGCCCCGCCUCCCUGCGCUGCCGCGUGCGCAACCUGGGCGAGCGGCCGGUGUCGUGGGUACGGCGCCGCGACUGGCACAUCCUCACGUCGGGCGCUCUCACCUACACCAGCGACGAGCGCUUCCGGGCGGCGCAUGCGCCGGGCAGCGACGACUGGGACCUGCGCAUCGAGUACGUGCAGAAGAGGGACAACGGCACGUACGAGUGCCAGGUGUCCACCGGCUCGGGCACCGUGGCGCACUACGUCCACCUGCAGGUGGUGGUGCCCUCGGCCUUCAUCCUGGGCAGCGGCGAGUACCACAUCGGCGAGGGCAGCACCAUCAGCCUCGUGUGCGUCAUCGAGCACAGUCCCUCGCCGCCGCAGCACGUGCUGUGGUACCACAACGACCAGAUGAUCAACUACGACACGAGUCGGGGCGGGGUGACCGUCAGCACCGAGCCCGGGCCCAAGACGCACAGCCGGCUGAUCGUCAAUGCUGCCACCCGCGGCGACUCCGGCAACUACACGUGCAGGGCCGCCAACACCGAGGCCGACACCAUCCACGUCUUCGUCUCCAGAGGCGACAACACGGCGGCCAUACAGCGGCAGGAGUCCUCGGGGUCUGACCGCGGACCCCGGCUGCUGCUGCCCUCAGUCCUGCUGACCUGCCUGCGGCUGUGGGUCGCCAGGUCGUAGCACGGGAGCAGCGCCGAUGCAGCCCGCCUGGUCGCGACAGACUGCGACUGCGAGCUGGGACAGACCUGGUUCCCCCGUCGCGCCGUCGCGCCGUCGGGCGAACACUCGACAAGCUCGCUCUGCAGUUGAUCAUCGACCAAGUUCCCGUCGCGCGUGCGUGUGCUCAACAUACUGUUAGCCACAAGAAGAACACUUCACUUGGACGAUUUUCAGGGAACUACAACGUUUACAGAAAGAAAGAAAGAAAAAUAUUUUUACAGGCUAAUUCCCUCAGAGGACGUACUUUUUUUUUUUACCAUAUAUGGUCAGUCGAAAAUAAUUUUAUUUUCGUGUGCCCAGAAUAUUUUUCUUUUCGUGACGUGCCGAUUACAGCAAGUUAAAUUAAAUGAAUUAUCAGGAAAAGAAACAACUGGAAGCCAUGGCGGUCAUUUAUUCUGCAGGACGAACCGGAAUUUCUCUCUCUCGAAAAAAAAACUAACUAAAAACUUGGGGUAGCCCAACAGGAUAAGCGUGGAAUAAAUAAUUGUUAUCAAAACAACCCGCCUUGGAGGGUAACAUUUCCAGCCUAUCUCAAGAGUUUAACUUGAGAGUUUGUGUAGAUAAUUUGUUUUGAAUUAAAGUAAUUACUGCAAUGUGUCCUUAGCCUGGUUAAAAACAUGAGUUGUGCCGUAGAAAUUAACUGGCUAUUCGUCCGAAUUUUUUUUUGUAGUGUUUGGUGUCCAGUGUUAUUUUUUUUAGAUUGCAUUAAAAUAAACGCAUGCUUGUGUAACGCUGAAAAUUAAAUUUAAAAAAAUGUCCGUUUAAAUAUCUGGUAUCUGAACUAGAGAUUUCUUAAGUGAUCGCUGAUAAUUUAGGAAAAUAAUUAUAACUGCAGUCUCUGUUGAAUGAAACGCAUUGGGCUUUGUGUGUGCUAAUGAAACUUUUGCGCAUAGCGACAAAUGUAUUUCAAGAAAGCUGCCACAGUUAUUUACCAUCACGAUGUUUUCUUUUGAUAAUUUAUUUGAUUUUGUGGUUGUAAAUAUGUCAUAAAUUCAUAUGUACGCUUUUUACCUCUUCAUAUUCGAAAGGAAAAUUACGUAUAGUAACCUCGUAUAGUUUUAUUUUAUUUGGCUAGAAUUCACAUUUUUAGUUCUUGGACAUCACAGUGCCUUAAGAACACCCGAUGAAAUCAUGUCCGCAAAGGUGUAUGCAAAUUUGGUGUUAAUUCACGUUUGUGUGUUGCUUUUAGGUUGUGUUUCAAGUACAAAAGGUACAAAGAAU